GAAAGGACCGAAGGAGUAUUACUUUCUUUCUUCCCAAAAAAGUACCCAUCUUAUAAUGCCUAAUGCGAUCUCUUUCUUCCUCUCUCUCUCCUCAGAGGUUCAUUCCUGACAAUGUCAAUGGAGUUCAUCUGCCCUAAUUCCUCUGUAUUGGAGCAACAACAACAUAUGUUUUCACAAUCACAAUGCUUUGUGGAUUUAUAUCCUUUCCACCUUUAUUUGCUUAUUCAAACAUCAAUGAACAAUAUGCCUAUUUUCACUUGUCCAGUUGUCCUUAACAGUUCCUUACAGUUUUUGGCUGUGGAACCAAUGUCGUUACUCUCCUUUUCAUCGCCGGAAUUAUCUUUUUCAUUUUGCGUAGAGGAACAAUCAUGACGCAUUCGCACUCGUCACAUAGAUUUAUUCUACUUUUGCCUCUUCUUGGAGCAUGUAUGUCCUUGUUUGACAUGCUUUGGGACAACUAUAAUGAUGACGGACCUGGAUUUCUGUACUAUGACUUCAUCUACAGAUCUUCUCAAUUCUCUGUUUGGAUCACUAUUCUUCUGCUAUCUAGGUGUCAUUUCUGGUACACUCUAUCUUCCAGUCGUGUCCUCUGUUUUUGGUGGAUUGUAAAACCACUUUUCCAACUGCCUCAUGUCCAGAUAGUUCUGUCGUCGUAUCAGGUGUGGUGGUCUCUUAAAGAGUGCUUACCUUUUCUACUAGACAUGGCAUUUGGAAUAUAUCUGAACAUUGCCAGAUUAAGGCAAAUUUCCUUUAACAGCAGGCUGGAUAAUCACCUGGACGACCCUUUACUGGCGCAUGAUCUUGAGGAAGGCCACACAAGGAAUUCUGGAACAGUAGAAUCGAUUUGGAAUCUCAUGACGUUCAGCAGUAUUAAGUCAAUAAUGGAUAAAGGUGUCACGAAACAGCUUGACUUUGAAGAACUGCUUAAUUUGCCGUUGGAUAUGGAUCCUUCUUCCUGCCAUAGUUUGUUGUUGAUAUGUUGGCAAGCUCAGCAGAUAGAUAAUUGCUCCAAUCCCUCAUUCUUUAAGGCAAUUUGUUCUGCAUAUGGGUGGCCAUAUUUACGCCUUGGUCUUUUAAAGGUAUUCAAUGAUUGUAUUGGGUUUGUGGGACCGUUGCUUCUGAAUCAGUUGAUUCAGUAUCUUCAAGAAGGUUCUGGAGGAAUGGACGGCUUUCUUUUUGCGGUGUCUCUGGGCUUAACAUCUGUUUUAAAGUCAGUUCUUGAUACACAGUAUACAUAUCACCUCUCCGUUUUGAAGUUAAAGCUUCGAGCUGGCAUAAUGACCAUUAUUUAUCAGAAGUGCCUCUCCAUCAGUCUUGCAGAAAGAGCAAAAUUCUCUGAAGGUGAAAUUCAGACAUUUAUGUCCGUGGAUGCUGAUCGAACUGUGAACUUGUGUAACAGUUUGCAUGACUUUUGGAGCUUGCCUUUACAAAUAGGGAUUGCACUUUAUCUUCUGUAUACUCAAGUUAAGUUUGCUUUUGUGUCUGGCAUCACAAUUACGGUUUUGCUAAUACCAGUUAAUAAAUGGAUUGCCAAAUUGAUUGCCAGUGCCACUGAAAAGAUGAUGAAGCAGAAAGAUGAGAGGAUUAGGAGGACAGGCGAACUUUUGACUUCUAUUCGCACUUUAAAAAUGUAUUGCUGGGAGAUUCUUUUUACCGACUUGGUGAUGGAGACUAGACGUUCUGAAGUUGCCCACUUAUCUACUCGAAAGUAUCUCGAUGCUUGGUGUGUAUUUUUCUGGGCUUCAACUCCUACUCUUUUCUCAUUGUGUACGUUCGGACUCUUCACAUUAAUGGGGCAUCAGCUUGACGCUGCUACGGUCUUCACUUGCCUGGCUCUGUUCAAUACUUUGAUUUCUCCUCUGAAUUCAUUUCCCUGGGUGAUCAAUGGAUUAAUUGAUGCCAUUGUAUCCACAAGGCGUUUGAGCAGGUUCCUUGCUUGUCCUGAACAUAUUCUAAACCGGGGAAAGAGUACGCUUUUACACCCAUCCUCUUUGAGUGUCCAGAUUGAUGAAGCCUUGAAAGAUAAAGCUAUUACCUUCCAUGAUGCAUCCUUUUCAUGGUCAAAUAAAAGUAAUGGAAAAGGCAAUUUCUGGCUGGACAAUGUGAAUCUUAGCCUUCCAAAAGGCUGUUUUGUGGUGAUCAUUGGAGAGGUUGGCUCUGGCAAAUCAUCCCUCUUACACUCAGUGCUGGGGGAGAUGAAAGUCAUUGACGGAUGGGCUGUAUUAAAUGGUUCUACAGCAUACGUGCCUCAGGUGCCUUGGAUUCUUUCUGGUACUAUACGUGAGAACAUACUGUUAGGGAAGGAACAUAUUCCAGAAAGGUAUGCAGAUGUGCUCCGAGCUUGUGCUCUGGAUCUUGAUAUUUCACUACUGUCUGGAGGUGAUAUGACUUACGUGGGAGACAAAGGGACCAAUUUAUCUGGUGGACAGAGGGUCCGCAUUGCUUUAGCAAGGGCCAUCUAUCAUAUGUCAGAUAUAUUGUUGCUUGAUGACGUCCUAAGUGCAGUUGAUGCCCAUGUUGCUCGAUGUAUAUUAGAGAAUAUUCAUGGUCCUCUUCUGAACCAGCAAACACGUGUUCUCUGUACCCAUAAUAUUCAGGCCAUACUAUCUGCAGAUAUAGUGGUGGUUAUGAGUAAAGGCCGUGUAAAACUGGUAGGAAGUCCGACUGAUUUAACAUCAUAUUCCGAAUUCAGUGCACAUACAGCAUUGAGUCCAUCGCUCCCUGUUCAAAAUCAAAAAAACAGUGUAGAGUUUUCUUGUGAAGCCGAAGAUAGAUCGUGCCAGGGAAAUGAAUGCAUUCAGAUUUCUGAAGAAGCAGAGGAGAUCCUUGAGCUUGAGGAAAGGAAAGAGGGCAAAGUGGAGCUGUUCGUGUACAGGAAAUAUGCUGCCUUUUCUGGCUGUUUUCUUGCUUCCCUGAUCCUGUUCUGUGCUGUUAUGAUGCAAGCUUCGCGUAAUGGGAAUGAUCUAUGGUUAUCAUAUUGGGUUGAUACAACAAGGGAUGGUGACAGAAUGCCUUACUCAUUAACCUUUUAUCUGGCUAUACUGAGUGUUUUUUGCAUAUUGAACUCUGUAUUGACAUUGAUGAGAGCUUUCUCAUUUGCAUUUGGUGGACUGCGAGCAGCAGUGCGUGUUCACGAUUCGCUGCUUAAUAGGCUUGUCCACUCACCUGUGCUUUUCUUUGAUCGAACUCCACGUGGAAGGAUUAUCAAUAGGUUGUCUUCGGAUCUUUAUACCAUAGACGAUUCUCUUCCAUUCAUCCUCAACAUUCUCCUUGCUAACACUGUCGGGCUCUUGGGGGUUGCUAUCGUCUUGUCAUAUGUGCAGGUUAUCUUACUGCUUCUGCUAUUGCCUUUUUGGUAUAUUUACAAGAAGUUGCAGUUUUACUACAGAUCAACGUCACGUGAGCUGCGCAGGCUAGACAGUGUUUCUCGUUCCCCAAUAUAUGCAUCAUUCACAGAGACGCUGGAUGGAUCAUCUACCAUAAGGGCAUUAAAGUUAGAGGAACACUUCUUCUCAAAAUUCUUCAAUUAUGUAGCUAUGUAUCAGAAAACCUCAUAUACUGAGAUAACUGCUAGUUUGUGGCUUUCCCUGCGACUUCAGUUGUUGGCAGCAUUUCUCAUCUCAUUUAUAGCUCUAACAGCUAUAAUUGGUUCCGUUGGUGAUUUUCCCGUUAGUCUGGGCACUCCUGGACUGGUUGGGUUGGCACUAUCUUAUGCUGCUCCAAUUGUUUCCUUACUGGGAAGUUUCUUAUCUAGCUUCACUGAGACAGAGAAGGAAAUGGUUGCUGUUGAAAGAGUUCUCCAGUACAUGGACAUUCCUCAAGAGGAACCCUGUGGAUCUCUGGCCAUUCCUAGAGAUUGGCCUUAUCAAGGACAGGUUGAGUUUCAGAAUGUGGUUCUCAGAUAUAUGCCUUCUCUUCCCCCAGCAUUGUGCGACAUAUCUUUUACCAUUGCAGGAGGAACUCAGGUUGGAAUCAUUGGAAGAACUGGUGCUGGGAAAUCUAGCAUUUUUAAUGCCCUUUUCCGUCUAAGUCCGAUAUGUGGAGGGUGCAUAUUAGUUGAUGAUGUAGAUAUAAGUCUUGCUUCUGUUCGAGAUCAUCGCUCAAGAUUUGCUGUUGUGCCCCAAAAUCCUUUCUUAUUUCAAGGAUCUGUGAGGGAAAACCUUGAUCCUUUCGGGAUGAAUGAUGACCUAAAACUCUGGGAAGUUCUAGAGAAAUGUCGUAUCAAGGAAGAGAUAGAAGCAGCGGGAGGGCUGGAUAUUCAAAUCAAGGAAUCUGAAGCUUCAUUUUCUGUUGGCCAACGACAGCUUAUUUGCCUUGCACGAGCAUUUUUGAAGUCCUCCAAGGUGUUGUGCUUGGAUGAAUGCACAGCUAAUAUCGAUAUUCAGACAGCUUCAAUAAUUCAAAAUGUCAUAACUAGUGAAUGCCAAGGAAUGACUGUUAUCACUAUUGCUCAUCGGAUUUCAACUGUGCUAAGCAUGGACAAUAUCUUGGUUCUUGAGAAAGGAACUGUGGUUGAACAAGGAAAUCCAAAGAUUCUUCUUGAAGAUGAACUCUCAAAAUUUGCUGCUUUCGCAAGAGCUUCGUUAAUGUAAAGACAUUGGUGGUAGACCUAACUGCAACAAUUGUGGACUCUUCCUGAUUGUAUAUACCUGAUUGUUAAGCUAACUAGAAGCUGCUCACUAUCUGUGUUCAUUUACUUUAACCGUCUGCAGUAGGUACUAGGUAGUAGUUGAUAUUGUAUUCACGAUCCUCAGGUUAAAGAUAUACUUCCUCCGUUUCAUUUUAAAUGCAACAAAUGGGUAUUAUUUGUGAGAUAUAAAAUAUCAUUUGUUGCAUUUAAAACGAAACAGGGGAAGUAUAAAAGACAUGUUCACAGAAUUAUUUUUUUUUAUUAUCAAAAUAGGACCUUAUAUAUGGAGAUGCUUCAGAUUAUUGCUUAUUUUUACAAGGAGACAUUAGAUAUUGUACAUUUCAUUUAUCUU
Beta vulgaris subsp. vulgaris (sugar beet) is the source of this 4982-nucleotide messenger RNA. RefSeq names its product ABC transporter C family member 13. The record is from RefSeq and is a predicted model, not a curated record. Gene Ontology annotation, molecular function: ATP binding; ABC-type transporter activity; ATP hydrolysis activity. Bases 369 to 4592 code for a protein of 1407 amino acids. The transcript is spliced from 35 exons. Lineage: Eukaryota; Viridiplantae; Streptophyta; Magnoliopsida; Caryophyllales; Amaranthaceae. Gene Ontology annotation, cellular component: membrane. Gene Ontology annotation, biological process: transmembrane transport.